ACGUCACCGGCUCGUCACUGUAAUACCACACCCUCCAGUUCUUUCUUCUUCCGCGUGUUGUCUGAUGAGAGUCAUGAGACUAAUUCAUGAAUGAUCACUGACGAAACGGUGCCGUUUUUGGCUCUUUAGUGUCGUCUCCAUUUUGAUUUGACGGACAGUGAAGGAAAUGGCGAAUUGGAUCUCGUCGAAGCUCAAAGCCGCCGAAACGAUUCUUCAACAGAUUGAUCAGCAGGCAGCAGAGUCUCUUCGAAAAGAUGAGAAGCCUGAGACCACCUAUGACGAGGCGUUUGAGACCUUUUCAAAAUCUGCAACUCUUGUUUCGUUGAAAGAUCAGCUGAGGAAGAAAACAUAUGAAGGUAGUAGUAGUAGUUUGAGAGAAGAUAAACCUAUUACUACACUCACUGACAAUGACUGGACAGAGCUUCUGAGUGCUCCUCCUAAUAAUCAAGGGACCUGCACUUCUAAGCCUCGUACUCCCCGUGGAACAGCGUCUGUGGUUCGAGGAUUGAAGAAGGAUGGGAAAAAGAAUCCUUUGGUAUCUGAUGGAAAGAAGAGUAAUGGUAACGGAGGGAAGCCACAGAAACAGAUGGAUAAGGAAGUGUCUAGCCGCCCUUCUGAUGCUGAUAUGGAAAGUAAGAAUGAUUCUCAGGAUACGCACAAAGAGACUGAGAAGGAUGUUAAUGCUGCUGCACCACCUCCCUUGGAUGACUCCUCGAGAUUGACUAAUGAGACUUUCAUUAGGGAGAAAUUAUCACAUGUAGGAAGAAAAGAUGGUCGUGAGCCUAGAAGACGUGAUGUAUGGGGAGAACAAGUGAAGGGAGAGGUUUCAGGGAGCAAUGUUUCUGAGGGUCUAAAGAGGAAGGAUUCUUCGUUUUCAAGUGGUGAUUCUGAAUCAGAUUAUGAGUCUGACUCGAGCACUGACUCUGAGAGGGAGCGUCAGAGGGAUGAGCGGAGGAGGAGGAGAGAGAUAAUUUUUGCUGAGAAAGUUGCAGCAAAAGCUGUAGAGGUCAUCAAAGAGCGUGAGAAUAUGGUAGCAAGACUUGAGGGUGAGAAACAGAGUUUAGAGAAAAUAGUCGAGGAACGAGCUAAACAACAGGCACAAGAGGCUGCGGAGUUGCAAACAAACAUGAUGGAAACGCUGGACGCUGCUGACCUUGAAAAACAGAAGCAUAACAAUACUAGAAUGGAAGCUUUUUCACGCUUGGCCGGAUUAGAGGCGGCAAACACUGAACUUACUAGAUCGCUUGCUGCUGGGCAGAAGAAGCUUGAGACUCGGAUAGAUCAAGUAACAGUACUCCGAGAACAAGUUGAGCUUAAAGAGUCUGCUCUUGAAGUAUUGAAGCAAAAAGCUUCUAAUAUCCGGGGAAGUGGAAAUCUCUUAAGCAAGUUAGAUGCUUCUAGAGGAGACAUAUUCGAACACCAGAUGCUUGAAGCAGAGAUUUCUUUGCUGACUGAUAAAAUCGGACGGUUGCAAGAUAAGGCAAAUAAACUGGAAGCAGAUAUCAGUACGAUGAAGAAAGAACUCGAAGAACCAACUGAAGUGGAAACUGAACUGAGACGAAGACUUGACCAACUAACUGACCAUCUUAUUCAAAAACAAUCCCAGGUCGAAGCGCUUUCCUCAGAUAAAGCAACUCUAUCGUUUAGAAUCGAGGCUGUAACAAGGCUUAUAGAAGAAAACAAAGGCAUGUCUGCAACCGAAGCCUCGUCCCAAGAUUUUGAAGCAGGAGAAUGGAAACUCUCAGGAUCAAAGUUAAAACCAGCUUUCCAAAGUAAAAUCAGAUCAGGCAAGAAACAUUUGGGAUGGCUAGUGAUGCAACUAAACGCUAUAUUCGUCUCUGGAACCGUCUUCUUGCGUAGAAACCCGACUGCUAAAAUAUGGGUUUUGGUCUAUCUGGUUUGCCUUCAUCUCUGGGUACUAUACAUCUUACUCUCUCAUUCCAGUACUUCUUCUUCAAAUGAACUCAAAUCAGGCGCAGUGAUUUCCUUAGAGAACUUUAGUAAUAGUUCCCUUCAAUAGCUUUUUUCCUUAGCUAAAACCUUUCACAGGAACAACUACACGUUAUAUAUUCGAGACUGAUACUUUACAUCUUACGGGUCUGUAGACGAUAAAAGAAAGCUUGCCUAACUUGUGAUUUGAGUAUAUAUUAUUUUUAGUUUU
Messenger RNA from Brassica napus (rape), 2161 nucleotides. Its product is annotated as golgin candidate 2. Gene Ontology annotation, cellular component: Golgi membrane; Golgi cisterna. The record is from RefSeq and is a predicted model, not a curated record. Gene Ontology annotation, biological process: Golgi organization; retrograde transport, vesicle recycling within Golgi. Bases 167 to 2020 code for a protein of 617 amino acids. Lineage: Eukaryota; Viridiplantae; Streptophyta; Magnoliopsida; Brassicales; Brassicaceae. The transcript has 10 exons.